Molecule: messenger RNA, 573 nt
Organism: Lactuca sativa (garden lettuce)
Lineage: Eukaryota; Viridiplantae; Streptophyta; Magnoliopsida; Asterales; Asteraceae
Source: RefSeq, a predicted model, not a curated record
AUGAUUUUUACAUUUGUUGUGACCGGGUGGGAAGGGGAAGUGCAUGACUCUAGAAUAUUAUCAGAAGCAGUAGCCGAUCCACAAGCAUCAUUCCCGUUUCCACCACCAGACAAAUAUUAUCUUUGUGAUGCCGCGUAUGCACACACUCGAGGAUUUAUGGCCCCUUAUCGUAAUGUGAGGUAUUGGCUUGGAGAUUUUCGUCAAAGAUGUGCAUUGACCAAUAAAGAAAAAUUUAACCAUGGACAUGCAAAACUUCGGAAUGUCAUUGAGCGUGCUUUUGGUGUUUUGAAAGCACGCUUCCCUAUAUUGAAGAGGAUGGCACCAUUCCCGUUUGUGACACAAAGAAACAUUGCCAUGGCAUGCUUCGCGCUUCAUAAUUAUAUAAGGAAAGAAGGAUUGAGUGAUGAGUAUUUCGCACGAUACGAUGAACCCAAUGUCCCGUUUCGAAAUAACAAUGUGGCCAUUGAUGAUGAUGAAGACGGGAUUCCAACACAUGGUACUGCAGCAGACCGUGAAUAUAUGACUCAGUUACGUGAUGAAAUUGCUGAUCAGUUGAUGCACAAUAUAAAUUGA